GAGUAGUAGCGGCUGGGAACAGACUGUGACUUGGACGUGGCUUUGAGAGGGAAAUGACGAGACAAAAUAUGAGAAAUCAUAAAAUCAUCCAGUCAUAUGCGCUCGUAAAGCAGUAAACUCUGGAACAGUAAUAACUUCAGGAACUCGCAUCAGAACAACAACAGAAGCGGUGACUGAUGCCAGAGCGGCGACGGCAGGGCAAAUUCCAGCCAUUCCGGCGUCUAUUUGGGAAGAAGAAAAGGAGGGUAGCAGAACGUGGGUUUGAGGGAUCUGAACUUAAACCUAGCCAUUCCACUGAUGAUGUUUGCAAUGGGGUGGUCUCAGUUAAGGAGGAAAAUGAUGAGUGUCUAAGGGAGUUAAACACCCUAGGGUCCAGAGCUUUUUCACACGAGAGUGUAUUUAUCCCAGAGGACUCAGAGAAGACAUAUCCAGGACAGACAAUGUCCCAGGAGAACGUUUCAGACAAAGUUAGGAACAUUCAGAGGCAAAUUGGACAUAAUAUCAAAUUUGGUCAGAGACCUCCUUCACUUAGAAAGAGUGAGGGAGAUGAAGGUAGCUCCGAUGAAGAAGAGGUACCACGAAGUCCACUGAAGGUUCUUGCUCAGGUGGAGAAUGAGCCACCAGAGACCGAAGCCAAGGAAAAAGCUGUCAGCCAUGACACGGUCCAGCAUAGAACUCCAGUCAAAUCCCCACGCACCAAGCGCCCACCUCCCCCUGGCACAAUUGAGUCCAUCAGUCUCGAUGCUGUACCUCAGUCUGUCCCACGCUUGGACAACACUGCUGCCAAACAUAAACUGUCUGUCAAACCGAAGAACCAGAGGGUGUCACGCAAACACCGAAGAUUCACACAGGAGUUUCACGAAGAGGAUCUCUCUGAAAUGCAAGAGGAAUCUGAAACACAAAAAGACGAAGAAGUCUUUGAUUUGUCAAGAGAGGACUAUACCAUUAUCCAUAGAAGCAAAGAGGAUUAUGAACCCACUGAGAAAUCGAUGAGGCGACGAUUUCACGAGGAGGAGCUAGAACGCCUUGAGCUUCAGAGAAGGGAACAAGAGGAAGAGAGAAAGAUGGAAGAACAAGGGAGGAGAAUCGAGGAGCAGAGGCUAGAAGAAGAAAAGCGGCGCAGACAGGAAGAGGAAAGGCUGCAUAAGGAGGAAGAGGAGAGGAAGCAACGAGAGGAAGAGGCGAGGAAAGAAAGGGAAGAGGAGGAAAGAAGAAGAGCAGAGGAGGAGAGAAGGCAGCAGGAACUUGAGGCGGAGCGUCUUCGUCUGGAAGAGGAAAGAAAAAGGGAGCUGGAGGAGAGAAGGAGAAAAGAGGAGGAAGAGGCAGAACAACGUAGGAUUCAAGAGUUAGAGGAGAAACGGCAGAGAGAGGAAGAGCAACGCCUCCAUGAGGAGGAAAGGAGCCAACAAGAGGAGGCUGAGAAGAAAAGACUAGAGGAGGAGGAGGAAAGAAAGAGGCAACAGCAAGAGGAGAAAGCUGGGGCUACUGACUCAGAAUGGAAAAGAAAAGCAGAGGAACUGAGAUGGAGAGAGAUGGAGGAGAGACAGAGACCCUUUACUUUCAAGGUCUCCUCAGGCGAGAAGCAGAUACUAUUCCAGAAGGUCAACCUCACUCCUGUUACUCCAUCAACUGGCCAACAGGGUGAAACAACAGCUGAAACCAGGGAGGGAGCCAAAGCUUCUUCACCAGGAUGCACAGAUUCACCAACUCUGUCUUCAUCUCUUUAUAUCCCACAUACUGCAAUUCUUGUGACAGGAGCCCAACUUUGUGGAACCGCAGUCAAUCUCGAUCAGAUCAAGGACACGGCCUGCAAGUCCCUUCUUGGCCUUUCGGAAGGCAAAAAGGCCAUGGACACUCCUCCAACCAAGAGCAAGACUUCUCCAGAUCGUAAAUCUGAAAAAAACAAAUCCUUAUACGAGUCUUCCUUAUCUGCAGACCAAUCCAAUGCUGCUGUCCUGGCAGAAUGGGCAAGUAUCCGAUCCAAAAUUUUUAAAGGUGCUGAGGACGGAAAAUAUCCAGAAUACCCAGAUCAGAGUCGCAGGCCAAUAAGUGAGGAUCUAAAUACAGUGCCAUUCUCUCACACCAACCUCAGGAAAACCAUGUCAGCCAGUGCUAAGUUUUCAAUCACACCAGCUAGAAAGAAAUUUGCUGAUUCCAAAAGCAACUCAGAGAGUUUUGGUCAGGAAGACAAAGAAGGUGUGAAAAUAGAAUCACCAUCUACGGAAACUCCCUCUGUCCAAAAAUCAGAGUUGCCCUCUUUAGGUAUCAAGAUCCAGAACAGAGGAAGCAAAGUUGUCCACAUUGCAGAUAGUGCUGAAGAAUGCAUGUUUGCCAAAGACCUCCCCUCCUUCCUUGUUCCCAGUCCGCCACAUGGAUCUCCCAAGUCACAGAGGUCCGAGACUGGAUCCCCAAGUCAGGAAGAAUCAGAAGACUUGGAUGCAAAGGAUGAAGGGGAUCAGAAAGAUCAGAGUGGUGAGUGGCCCUCACCUUUUGGAAUCAAGUUGAGAAGAACCAACUACUCUCUUCGCUUUCACAAUGAACAAUCUGCAGAGAAGAGGAAAAAAAGGUACAGUGCAGGAGACAGUUUUGAAGGUGUCCCAAUGCCUCUCACCUCCAUUGACCAAGAUUCUGAUACUUCUACACUCUCUGAAAAGUCUAGCCCUGUUUCUCCGCAACAAGAGAUUACCGGAUUUCGAACCGCUGCAGCACCCAGUAAAGAAUCUCGAAGUAAGUUGAGCAGAAAUACUCUCCCUUUGGCACGCACCGAAGGUGACAACUUUGUCCCCAAGCCUCCACCUUACCAAAAACCAGCUACCUCCCCCAAACCAUCUGAAGGUGCCACACCUCCACCCUCUCCUCUCCCGAAACCUGGCAGAAGGACUUCGGGGGACAUGAUUUUACAAAGGACAGGGCAAGCAGAACAGGUAGAUACUGAGCAGAGCAGUGAUCAUAAGGAAGAAGUUGCAGCAUCUCUACCAUACCAAAAAAAUGGACAAGGAGAGGAGGAGCUUAAAGAAAAGAAGUCAUUUUUUCCAUCCAUCAGCAUCCCAUGGAGAGAAAAAACAGAUCGCAGGACAGAACUCAUUAAAAAAGAAAAACCCUCUCUGCAGGCCAGGCACUCUCUGGACAGCUCACGGACACAGGAGAAAGAGACAGGACCACUUUGGAUCACUCUGGCACUGCAAAAACAGAAAGGCUUCAGAGAACAGCAGCAAAACCGAGAGGAUAAGAGGAGCCAGAGAGAAGCUAAGCUGGCUGAGAAACAGGCUAAGGACAGAGAUAGCGCUGGAAUGGUCAGUCCCACAGAGGAUAAGGGCAGUAGAAGUUCCAGCCCUCACAAACCUCAAACAACAGAUGAGAAUAAGAGACCAGACACAUUCCUGGCCCGUUUUGAACGACGCGACAACUUGAAGAAAGCCAAUACCUUGCCCAGCUCAGUCACAGUUGAAAUUACAGACUCUACACCAUCUCCCCCAGCAACAAAAGAUGUGACAAAGCGCUUCCCUCCUGGUGACACUACCCAGGUUUCUACCGAGCCUGCGUGGCUUGCCCUAGCAAAGCGUAAGGCCAAAGCCUGGAGUGACUGCCCACAGAUCAUCAAGUGAUCCAUUGCUGCUGACCAGUGAAAAAGCGAAUAAGUCAUCUCCUUCAUCCACAUCACUUAGCCUUCACAGCACCCCAGCUCACCUCUUGCUCUGAACAAAGUCUAUAAUUUACUUUCUUUCUAGCAUUUCAGAAUAUUUGGUAUUUUAGUGAUAAAAUAUUCACUAUAUUCAAUAUAUAUCAGAUUCACUAAGGAUAAACAAUUACAUCAACCCACCCGUCCGGUUUCAAUAUACUGAAUUAUUGCAACAACAUGCAUCAAAAGUAUAUUUACUCAUUUGUGUCACAGCCAAUUAAACAAGCCCUAUAAUCUUCAGAGAAGUUGCAGCCCUUCAUAUCCUUGAAGUCGCCAGUGGUUAACAGCGUAACAUACACAAUGCAUGUCGAACUGUUGAUUCUAGAUAUUACUAAAACAAUAUGAGUGGUUCACAUUAAGUACAAAUCUAACAUUUCAAGUAAAACAAGAAGGUAUGUUAUUGCUUUGGUGAUAAAUCUGGGAAGCAAUUCAAGGGCUAAUAAUAACACAGCUGAUGAAACCUUCACAAAUUCCACUCCUCGCUCCCACAAGCAUGUAAAUCAAAGAAAUGGCUUUGUAAUUUUUAUUUUUUUCCAUGUAUACACUCAAAUGAGUUGACACUCAUAGACCUUGCCGAUGGACAGACGUUGUCACUUUUUGAUUUCUUAACUUAUUAUAUUUGAUAUCUUGGCAAAGUAAAAAGAUCUUCACUGUGUCCGUGACAACUGUGAGUACUUUCAUUUUAACUAUUGCUAAAACUCAUCAUGAUAAUGACACGUCAGCACUGUUUACUCAUGUAAUUAACUAACAAUUUUUCCUUCAAGUUUCCAUGACAUCAUAGUAUAUACUGUAUGCACUUGAGCCGUGCUGUCAAUUGAUGAAAAAUCUACUUCUUGCAGUGUCUACACCCGCCUGUUUCUGUAGAAUUGGUUGCCUGGGAUCCGUCUACUUGCUGUAACAUAAACAAUGCUAUCCUGGCGUAGCGUGUGCUAGCAUCUUUUACCGCUAAUUAGCAAAACCUGCAUCACGGCUAAGUGAUGGGAGAUCAGUGUUUCAAAUGCAACGUCCCAGGGUGGAGGGGAGUAAGAACAAGAGGUCUAGCCAAUGGAAAUAUCCUUUACAAAAAAGGAAGCAUUUCUAGUGAGAGAAUGAAUGGACUAUUAACGGGCAUCACCUCUACGUCCUUGAAAAAGGCAGCUAACCCCAGAUCGCUCCAGGGGGGAUUGUCCUUGUAGGUGAAGUUGCUCUGGAUAAAAAGGGUCUGCUAAAUGAUGGUUAUUAAACGGAAGCCUUGAUCUCUCAGCAGAGCCACUGACUCCACUAUCUAAUGUAAUGUUGUAUGUAUGUAAUGUAUGUAAGGUAUGUAUGUAUGUAUAGAAGUGAAAUGAAGCGGACUGUAUUCCUUUGGAGAUCUCCUGAACUGCAGUCGCGCCACUUUGUUUUUACAUUGGUCGUGUGCAAUAGUGUAGCGUAAACAGUGUUGUAUGUGAUAUAAAACAAAAAGUUUGUUGAUAAUUGCACUUUUUUUUGUUCCACUUUAGAAAAACCCAUUACAGAAAAAGUGACGCAAAUGUUAUGAAAUAUGUAGAGAAAAUUAAAGGAAGCUGUUUGAACUCGGUGGACUGAAAU
Sinocyclocheilus anshuiensis is the source of this 5248-nucleotide messenger RNA. RefSeq names its product capping protein inhibiting regulator of actin dynamics (gene cracd). Gene Ontology annotation, biological process: negative regulation of barbed-end actin filament capping; maintenance of gastrointestinal epithelium. The transcript has 9 exons. The coding region runs from base 177 to 3605 and encodes 1142 amino acids. Lineage: Eukaryota; Metazoa; Chordata; Actinopteri; Cypriniformes; Cyprinidae. The record is from RefSeq and is a predicted model, not a curated record.